AUGAACUUGGACUGCAAUUCUCCAAACCCAACGAUCGACGCGAAUACUCUGUUAGCCAUUCGCGAGAUGUACGAGGGUGCCAAAAGCCGUGUGAGGUAUCGGGGGCUCUUCUCGGAGGAACUUCCGGUAGUGCAGGGGACCCGCCAAGGUGGCAAGAGUUCCCCGAUCUUGUAUUUAAUCUAUAUCAACGACUUGAUUAAUGAACUACAAAAAAGUAAUAACGGACUAUGUUUGUAUUACAUUAAUAUGAGUGCGCCUACAUUUGCCGAUGACAUGGUACUUGUUUCCUUCUCGAAGACCGGCAUGGACAAUAUGUUACAAAUUUGCUCUAAUUACUCAAAACGUUGGCGAUUUCUAUAUAACUCGAGUAAAUGUGCUGUUGUUGUGUUUAACAAAUCAGGUGUGCUAGUACAAUCUGUAAAACCGUCCUUUUCUCUAGGACACGACCUCGUCCCAACACAGAAGAAAUACACCCAUCUUGGUAUUAUUUGCAAUGAGACUCUCUCUGUGCAGGAAUGUGUUCAAGAAGCGUGUACAAAACUACGUGGAUCUUAUCUAAAUAUAUGCAGCAGUGGUAUAAACCCUGAUACUGUCAGUGCCAAAACCCUUAGGACAUAUUACCAGUCAGUGAUCCUACCACGGGCACUGUACGGGUGUGAACUAUGGACUAAUAUAUCAAAGAAUGAAAUUCAGAGACUAGAAGUUGCGCAUAGGUUUUGUGUAAAACAAAUGCAAGGAUUUCAAAGAAGUGUUGCUACUAAAUUCGUUUUAUCUACUUUGAACAUUACAUCUAUUGAAGUACUUAUCGAUUGUAAAAAACUUCAAUUUUUCGGUCAAAUGUGCAGACUUCCGUGUCAAUAUUUAGCGAAGAUCAUCUUCAACAGUAGACUAAUACGCUACAUCAACUUUGAUAGACAAACUGUAGGUUUUGUACCUGACAUUUAUCGCUUGUGCCAAAAAUACCUUUUAGUCGAUUAUAUAACGCAAUAUAUAAAUACUGGGCAAUUUCCAUCCAAAUAUGAAUGGAAAAAAACUAUUCAUAAAAGCGUGACAGACAAUAUUAUUGUUCAUCUCUUACUUUAUUGUCAUGCGAAAGAAGAGUACCGUAAUUCCCUUUGGGAUACAAUUUACGAACAAUGCAACCUUAGAGUUGAGUUUACUUUGCUUGGCUAUUACUAA
Molecule: messenger RNA, 1179 nt
Organism: Mya arenaria
Lineage: Eukaryota; Metazoa; Mollusca; Bivalvia; Myida; Myidae
Exons: 3
Coding region: 1-1179 (392 amino acids)
Source: RefSeq, a predicted model, not a curated record